GGAUGCAGAUCUGAUUUCACAUGUACGCAAAAAGAAGCUUAAACCUUGUUAAAUAUUUUUCAAUAAAAUGCAUUUUUUAUAUUUUGACAAUUUAGUAUUUGAUUUUGCAAUGAAAUACCACCCUAUAUAGUCGUGGAAAGGUAAUAAUGGAUAAAAAAAAAAAAAAAAAACACAGAGUAAGGAAAUGGUAAUCACUAGUGAUAAUGUGAUGUCACGACAGGAGUGAAGACCGAACCCUUAAGAUUGCACCUUUCCUCCCCCUGGAACUCUAUUUAACCAAAAGGUACUCAGUAACUAGGAGAUCCAAACACACCUACCAUCAAUGUGUCACUGCAUCACUUUAUUUUAAGCAGAAAAUAGAUUUAUUGAUAGCAAAGAGUCUUUUAAUUGCCACCAGAACAGCUGACCAGACUACUUCCAGUUACAUGAGAGGUGGUGGGACUAUCAGUAAACUACUGAUGACUGAAGUAACAAAGCUGACGGCAAGGUUCAAGGAGGCACUUAUACUCCUUCUGUAGAUCAACAAUGGUUGGAACAGGUGGCCCGGUGGCCUCUUUCUCUGUUUGGGAUUAUGUGGUGUUUGCUGGAACCAUUCUGGGAGCGGCCAGCAUCGGCCUUUUCCAAGCCAUCCGGGGUCGGAAGAACACCAGCAGCGAAGAGUUUUUGUUAGGUGGACGACAAAUGACAGCUGUGCCAGUCGCCAUGUCGCUGACAGCCAGCUUCAUGUCUGGCAUCACGGUCAUAGGCACACCAGCAGAGGCAUACCGGUUUGGCGCUGCCUUCUGGCUCUUUGGUUUCUCCUAUGCCAUCAUGUCUGCCAUCACUGCCGAAUUAUUUGUACCACUUUUCUACCGACUGGGGAUCACCAGCGCCUAUGAGUAUCUGGAGAUGCGCUUCAAUCGCCUUAUCCGGAUGAUCGGAACAUCCAUGUACAUAGUGCAGACGGCUCUCUACACAGGCUUAGUUAUUUACGCCCCAGCUCUCGCACUAAACCAAAUAACCGGGCUGGAUCUCUGGGGAGUACUGGUGGCAACUGGGGUAGUAUGCAUCAUCUACUGUACUCUGGGUGGCCUGAAAGCAGUUAUCUGGACAGACGUGCUGCAGAUGGUGAUCAUGCUGGCCGGGUUCAUAGCUGUUAUAGCAAGAGGAGCUGUACUGCAAGGAGGCCUGUCGGUAAUUUGGGAAGAUGCUGGCAACGGGGGCCGACUGGAUGCCUUUGACUUUGACCCAGAUCCUCUCAAGCGGCAUACAUUCUGGACCAUAGUGGUUGGUGGUAGCAUAAUGUGGGUGUCUAUCUACUCAAUCAACCAGUCUCAGGUGCAACGCUACAUCUCCUGCAAAACCUUGGGACAAGCCAAGUUGUCUCUGUAUGUUAACAUGGUUGGUUUGUGGGUAACAGUGAGCCUUGCUGUGUUCUCUGGUCUUACUAUGUUCUCCAUUUACAAGAACUGUGACCCGUUUUCAAAUGGGGAUAUAAGUACUUCUGACCAGCUGCUGCCAUACCUUGUAAUGGAUAUUCUGGCAGUCUUUCCUGGAAUCCCUGGCCUGUUUGUGGCUGCAGCUUACAGCGGUACCCUUAGCACUGUGUCCUCCAGCAUUAAUGCUCUUGUUGCUGUCACUGUGGAAGACUUCAUUUUUCCAUUUUACAAAGAUCUCACACCGAAACAAAUAACCUGGAUGAACAUGGGCCUGAGUGUGUUCUAUGGAGGCGUGUGUAUUGGAAUGGCUGGAGUUGCAUCAGCAAUGGGAAGUGUUCUGCAGGCAGCUCUGUCCAUAUUUGGUAUGAUCAGUGGCCCUCUUCUUGGCCUUUAUCUAUUAGGCAUGCUUUUCCGCACAACCAAUUCCAAAGGAGGACUGACUGGAUUGAUCAUUGGCCUGGUGUUAACUCUCUGGGUGGGGAUUGGAGCUCAGCUUUACCCUCCAACAGCUGACAAGACAAAUCCCCUUCCCCUCAGCACUGCAGGCUGCAACAAAACAAUGGACCUAAACAGCACCACAGCAACUCCAUGGACCAGUCCUGCAACAAUGACUCCACAAGCAGAUCUCCGGCCUCCUUUAGCAGACUCCUGGUACUCUCUGUCCUACGUCUAUUUUUCUACUUUUGGCAUGUUGACCACAAUAGUAUCUGGCCUACUGGUGAGCAUAAUCACAGGCGGGUGUAAGCAAAAGAAGAUGAACUCUGAUCUAUUUGUGAGGAAGAGUGAUUUGAUAUGCUUCAGCGGCUGCAGUGAUUCAAAGGCAUCUGAUGACACAGAAAAGGCUCCAACAGAUCUUCACAUGGGAAUUGACAACAAAGCCUUUACAGAGAUGGACGUAAAGAGCAAAGAAUCUGAAAAUGCCACCAAACUAUAAUGCUGCUGUUAUCCAUACCCUUUAUUAAACGCAUAUUGAAUAAGCCAUGGGUACUUUAAUAAAAAUAUAUAUGUUCUUCUCUGUUAACUCAUAUUUAAAACUUGAUAUUUAGUAUUGACACUGAAGAGUUUUAAAGUUUGUAAUAAAGCCUAAAAAA
This is a messenger RNA of Fundulus heteroclitus (mummichog), 2509 nucleotides long. It is a transcript of the gene slc5a8l, whose product is annotated as solute carrier family 5 member 8, like. Gene Ontology annotation, cellular component: membrane. NCBI's taxonomy places the organism in Eukaryota, Metazoa, Chordata, Actinopteri, Cyprinodontiformes, Fundulidae. Gene Ontology annotation, molecular function: organic acid:sodium symporter activity. Gene Ontology annotation, biological process: propanoate transmembrane transport; sodium ion transport. Bases 526 to 2352 code for a protein of 608 amino acids. The record is from RefSeq and is a predicted model, not a curated record. The transcript is spliced from 17 exons.